AUGGAGCUGAGGUCGGAGCUGCCUAGCGUGCCCGCCGCGCCCCCCCCGGUGCCCCCCAGCUCGGUGGCGGCCGCGGCCGCCGCGGCGGCGGCCACGCUGCCGGUGAGCGUGGCCGGGAGCUUGCUGCGGGCGCCGCCGCUGCUGCUGCGGGCGGCAGAGAAGUACCCGCGGACGCCCAAGUGCGCCCGGUGCCGCAACCACGGGGUGGUGUCGGCGCUGAAGGGCCACAAGCGGUACUGCCGCUGGAAGGACUGCAUGUGCGCCAAGUGCACCCUCAUCGCCGAGCGCCAGCGCGUCAUGGCCGCUCAGGUGGCGCUGCGCCGGCAGCAGGCGCAGGAGGAGAACGAGGCCCGAGAGCUCCAGCUGCUCUACGGCACGGCCGAGGGGCUGGCGCUGGCGGCCGCCAACGGCAUCAUCCCGCCCCGGCCCGCGUACGAGGUGUUCGGCUCCGUCUGCGCCGGGGGCGGCGGCGAGGGAGGCGCCGGCGCCUCAGAGUCCAAGAUGCAGAAGUUCGAGCUGUUUCCCAAGACGCUGCUGCCCAGCCGCGCCGUCACCCCGCAGCAGGCGGGCGGGAAGCCCCUCUCCCCGGACGGCGAGUCCGUGCCCGGCACCUCCUCCCCAGACGCUCGCCACGGCUCGGGCUCGGAGAACGGGGACGGCGAGUCCUUCCUGAGCUCACCCGUCUCCAAGGGCCCGAAGGAGGGGGAGGAGAGCCCGGGCUCCAUCAGCCCGCUGGGCUCGGACUCGGGCUCGGAGGCGGACAAGGACGAGCAGGACCCGUCGCCCUCGGCCGGCGGCCGGCAGCGGACUCCCAUCGACAUCCUGACGCGCGUCUUCCCGGCGCACAAGCGCAGCGUGCUGGAGCUGGUGCUGCAGGGCUGCGGCGGGGACGUGGUCCAGGCCAUCGAGCAGAUCCUCAACAACCGCGGCCCGGAGAAGGGCCCCGAGGAGGGCUGGGCCCGGGACGGCGCCUUGCAGGGCCUGCCGCCCACUCCCGCCGCCCACCAUCGGCCCUUGAUCGCCGGCGCCAUGGCCCCGGCCAUCGGCACGCUGGGCAGCCGCUCCGCCUUCUCCCCGCUGCAGCCCAACGCCACGCACUUCGGGGCCGAGGCCGGCGCCUACCCCCUGGGCACCCACCUGGGACUGAACCCCCUGCGCCUCGCCUACUCGGCGCACAGCCGGGGACUGGCCUUCAUGACCCCCUACUCCACGGCCGGGCUGAUGCCCACGCUGGGGUUCCGGCCGCCCGUGGACUACGCCUUCAGCGACCUGAUGCGGGACCGCUCCGCCGUGCACAAGGAGCAGGUGUACUCCAGCGGGCUCUACGGGCCCAUGGUCAACAACACCCCCGAGAAGCAAUAGCGGCUCCCUAAAGCUCGUCUGUGUAGAGGUAGCUAGGUAGGCACGGGUGGAUGGACACGGGUGGCUUCCUCUCCCCCCGUGCGGGCGGCGGUUUGCGUGCAGAGCCCGGCGCGGACAGGCGUAGGUGUGUUAAGGUGAUAAAGGUGCACUUUCAUUGUCCAGACAUGAGUCGCUCUUUGUUGCUUAUGGCCGUAAGCAUGGAAAUCCUCAGCGCGUCCGUGGCGUGUGCGCGCACACACGCGCACGCACGCUCUCUCCCACACACGUACAUAUAUAUAUAUGUAUACUAGCAAGUGUAUAAUGUUAUAAAAUGGAAAUCUAAGUUAUUAAUGUAACUCGUAGGUGAACUCGAUAUUAACGUUAAGCUAAAGGUUAGGCAGCGCAUUGUAAUACUUACCGGGCAUAUAGAUGAAACGUUGUCAAAAUUGAAAACCUUUUCCUUCCCGUCCCCAGAAACGUUAUGGUCUGUAUAUAACAUUGGAAAGUAGAUAUAUUUGUAACUGUCCGUAGGACCCCGGCGCCAAUGGUGUAUGAUGGUUUAAUAAGCCUCCUUCAUUUGUGAUCUGCAAGAAAAUUGCUUUCUUGUUCCGAUGUAGCAAACC
Molecule: messenger RNA, 1964 nt
Organism: Hirundo rustica (Barn swallow)
Lineage: Eukaryota; Metazoa; Chordata; Aves; Passeriformes; Hirundinidae
Gene: DMRTA2
Product: DMRT like family A2
Exons: 2
Coding region: 1-1362 (453 amino acids)
Biological process (GO): germ cell development; regulation of transcription by RNA polymerase II; sex differentiation
Cellular component (GO): nucleus
Molecular function (GO): protein binding; RNA polymerase II cis-regulatory region sequence-specific DNA binding; DNA-binding transcription factor activity, RNA polymerase II-specific
Source: RefSeq, a predicted model, not a curated record